AGAUGUAAAUAAAGCGAAAGACUGCAGAAAGAGAUUUUCGCAGCUCCUGCCUUUUAAACAGGAAAUGUUGUGCUUUAUCUCGAUUCCACGGCAGAGAUAGGCGUGAAAGUCGGCGAAGAUGGCUCACUGGUUUCACCGAAACCUUUUCAAGGCGACCGUGCCCGAGAAUUUCGACCUGAAGAUGGUCGCCCUGGACACGGAGGCGCUCAAGAUCUGCGGCGACCUGAAGCAGUGCCGAAAGCGGCUUCUCGAGCUGAUCCCGGACGCGAACCACUCGUGCGAGACGAUCGACACCGUCUUCAACAGCUACCUGAGCAUCGUGCAGGGCUUCCUGAAGUCGUUCGACGGCGACAACCGAGCCAGCAAGAUGCGUCACAGCCUCGUCUUCAAGUGGACACACACCCUGCUCGGAAAUAAGCCUUAUGCCGAACAGGACUUUCUGUACGAGGUGGCCAAUAUGACCAUGAACGUCGGCAUUUGGUUCAUGAAACACGCCUCCACCAUCGCUGGAAAAGACGAUAUUACCAUGGACGAAGCGAAGGAGGUGCACACGAGCCUUCGAAAAGCAGCUGGUGCCUUUCAGUUGGCAACCCAAAACAUGAUUCCUGAGCUCGUGAGUCACCCUGAGCCAGGAAUGGACCUGGACCCUCGCGUCGCUGGCGCAUACCUUGCCCAGUGCACUGCCGAGGCACAGGAAGUGACAGUGGCGCGAGCAAUCGAGCUGAAACACAACGCGUCGCUGAUCGCCGCGCUGGCCAACGAGACGGCAAAGUUGUUCCUGGACGCGGAAAACCUGCUGAACACCCUGAACGUGAAAAUCGUGGGUCAAUGGAAGACCUACAUGCAGCUCAAGGCAGCUUUCUACACAGCUUGCGCGUACAUGUACUGCGGCGAGAACUGCUUGAUUUUGGAGAAGGGCGGCGACGCGAUCAGGGCGUGCCAGGAGAGCCAAAAAUAUUACGAUAAAGCGAUGGCCUUGUGCAAGGAGUACGCAAAAAUGAAAGGGCCCGCCAAGUUGGCCAAACCGGAGCAGCACCUGUUUUUCAGGAAGCUGCAGCCCGUCAUCCAGAGGACUCUGGAGAAAUGCGAACGCGAAAAUGGAUUUAUUUAUCACCAAAAAGUGCCGUACGACCCGCCUCUGCUCGAGCUGAAGGCCACCUACGGGCUGGUGAAACCUGAAGCGGUGGCCAUGCCCGAACCUAGUCCCCUGUGGAACCCAGCGUCUUACGCUGCCUUUGACACGGCCAUGGCGGCAGCCAGAGACCCCAAAUCGAAAGGGAAGUCGGAAGGUGAGCUGCCUGAAGUGAAAGAGGCGAAGGUGCACCAGUCUGGCUCGGACCCGAAGAACGAAAGCGGCUGCGUGCUGCAGUAGUCACCGA
Molecule: messenger RNA, 1379 nt
Organism: Cloeon dipterum
Lineage: Eukaryota; Metazoa; Arthropoda; Insecta; Ephemeroptera; Baetidae
Product: BRO1 domain-containing protein BROX-like
Exons: 9
Coding region: 119-1372 (417 amino acids)
Source: RefSeq, a predicted model, not a curated record